This is a messenger RNA of Drosophila obscura, 1157 nucleotides long. It is a transcript of the gene SPARC, whose product is annotated as SPARC. The record is from RefSeq and is a predicted model, not a curated record. The transcript has 3 exons. The coding region runs from base 119 to 1027 and encodes 302 amino acids. Gene Ontology annotation, molecular function: calcium ion binding; protein binding; collagen binding. NCBI's taxonomy places the organism in Eukaryota, Metazoa, Arthropoda, Insecta, Diptera, Drosophilidae. Gene Ontology annotation, biological process: anatomical structure development.
UUUUUUUACAGCGGCAUCCAUAAUCAUUCCAGACCAAUUCAUUCAUUCGCCAUCCCCCAACGCGCUUAGACAUAUUCGAAAAAAGGAAUUACACUUGAACAAUACAAUCCGCUAGAAGAUGCGUUCCAUCUGGCUAUUGCUGGGAUUGGCGCUGCUGGCCUUGUCGCAGGUCCAAGCCGCCGAAGAGGAGGAUCUGGAUCUCUCAGAUCUGGACUUGUCCGACAUGGAUGAGAACGAAGAGGAGUUCCUGCGCCUGCUAGAGGAGAAGGCCAAGAUCAAGGAUGUGGAGCGUGAGAAUGAGAUUGCCAGCCAAUUGGCCACCGUGCAGCAUAAUCUCCUCAAUCCCGUCGUGGAGGUGGAUCUGUGCGAGACCAUGCCUUGCGGUGCCGGUCGCAUCUGCCAGUUGACCAACGAGAAGCCCGAGUGCGUGUGCAUUCCAGACUGUCCCGAGGAGGUGGACACGCGUCGUCUUGUCUGCACCAACACGAACGAGACCUGGCCCUCGGAUUGUUCCGUCUAUCAGCAGCGCUGCUGGUGUGACAUCCAGCACGAAGGCUGCCGCAAUCCGGACAACGCUCACAUGCACAUCGACUACUACGGCACCUGCCACGAGCCACGCACCUGCGACGGCGAGGAUCUGAAGGACUUCCCGCGCCGCAUGCGCGACUGGCUGUUCAACGUGAUGCGCGAUCUGGCCGAGCGCGACGAGCUCACCGAACACUACAUGCAAAUGGAGCUGGAGGCGGAGACAAACCACUCCCGUCGCUGGUCCAAUGCUGCCGUUUGGAAGUGGUGCGAUCUGGAUGGCGACACCGAUCGUUCCGUGUCCCGUCACGAGCUUUUCCCCAUCCGUGCGCCGCUGGUCAGCCUCGAGCAUUGCAUUGCCCCGUUCCUGGAGAGCUGUGACUCGAACAGCGAUCAUCGCAUCACACUGAUCGAGUGGGGCGCCUGCCUGGAGCUGGAUGCCGAUGACCUCAUGGAGCGGUGCGACGAUGUCCAGAAGGCACAGCCGCAUCUCAUGGGCUAGCGCAACGACGCCCGCUGCUUAUAUCCGUUUAACAAUCCUAAUUUUUCAACACAUUUCGUGCACAAAGUUUAUUGCAACAUUCAAUAAUAUUUGUAAAAUGUCUCUAAUAAAUUGUUGUUUGGGGAAAUAA